AUGCGGUUUGUGUUUGGACAGAGUCCCAGCCUGCGGGUGGCUGUGUGUGAGGUUCUCGGUGAGGUUCUUGUCCGGGUUUUGUCUGGUGAUAAGCUGGGUGAUUCUGCUCGUGCAAGUCGAGAUCGUUUCCUGGACACGCUGCAGGAGCACAUCCAUGAUGCCCACUCACAUGUCCGAGCACGUGUGCUACAGGUCUAUGCACGCAUUGUCAACAGCAAGGCCUUGCCGUUGUGCAGGUACACUGAAGUUAUGGAGCUGACCGUUGGGCGUCUGGGUGAUAAGUCUGUCCAUGUGUGUAAGAGUGCUAUCCAGCUGCUGGCUGCCUUCAUUGCUCAUAACCCUUACAGCUGCAAGUUGAGCAGUGUGGACCUGAAAAAGCCCCUGGAAAAAGAGAUGGCCAAAUUAAAAGAGAUGAGAGACGCUCAGAAAGAGCAAAUGCUCGUUGCAGUCAUCACAGCAGCUGAUCUUUGGGAUGCGAUGAAGCCUGAGGUAGAGAUGACUGUGAAAGCACAACUGGAGCCUGGCAGUGAGGAAGAGGAGGAUGAAAAAGAGGAGCAGACAGAGGGAAAGGAGGAGAGAAGCGACAGAGACACUGCUUUACAAAUCGCACAGCUUCUCCGGGAAAGCAAAUACAGGAAAGCUGUUGGUCUGUGCAUGCGGGCUCACUCCCUGUUCCCAGAGUCAUCAUUUUUCACAGAUCUGGCCGUCUUAAAUGCAGAAACCCUCAUCAACACACUUGCAACACUUUUCAAGGGUCCAGAGCAGGAGACAACUGAAGCCAUGUCAAGCGAUGCUCCACCCACCCCACAAAAAGAGGGUGGAGGGAAUGAAGGUGGAGAGAGUGAACUGAAGAAGCAGGAGAUGUUGGUUCAGUACUUGAAAGACACAGAGAGCUUCGCUCUACAAGUAGAAAGAGCCAUCGCUGUCAUUAACAACAUGCUGUACUGGAAAACCACUACAGUUGUGCAGGAGGCCGUGCAGUUCUGUGUCACAGCAUUUGAGUUUAGUGUGGCCGACUCCGUGUGUGGAGUCAGAAAGAUGCUGCCUCUUGUCUGGUCCACUGAUGUCACAAUCAAAGAUACCGUCAUCCAGGCUUACAGGCGCCUGUACCUCAACCCCCCCGGUGACAACACCAGGGCAAAGGCUCAGACUCUAGUGGAUAAUCUGUCAGAUCUGAUGAUCGAUGCUUCAUUGGGGACCGUCCAGUGUCUGGAGGAGAUUGUCCAGGAGUUUUUCAGCAGUGAGAGUGCCCUGCAGACUUCAGUGGUGCAGGUUUUGUGGGAGAGGUUCUCUGGUAAACGAGAGACUAAAGCACUUCACAGGAGAGCUGCAGUGCUAUUGCUGGGCAUGGCAGCACGUGCUGAGAGGGAGGUGGUUCUCAGUAAUUUGGACACACUCUGCUCUGUCGCUCUGGGUGAGAAGGUUGCAGAAGAUUAUCUGCUGGCUCGGGACACACUCAUCACCAUCGCUAACAUAACAGACCAUGUGAGGCAAUCCAAGGGUGUUCCCUUUAGGCUUCCUGUGGACCACCAUCUCUUUAGCUGUCUGUCCCAAGCCAUCGCUGAUGGAGUAGUCCAGUCCGACCCUCAUUGGCAGACCUUCAUGGAGCAGGCUGUCCGUCUCCUCUACUUUCUGGCAGAGUCCCCUGACCAGCUGUGUUCCCGCCUCCUCCAACGGUCUGCUCAUCUCCUAUUGGAACAAAUCACAGAGUGCGGAGAGCCCAACCAAUCACAACUGCAGGAAGGCGGGUCUCAGGGCUCUGAGGAGCAAGCGAAUUGCGUGAGCUUGGCACAGGUGCUGUCACUUUGUGGAGCUGUGGCCUUCUGGCAGGUGUCUCACCUUGAGAGAAGUGUUAGCUCUGAGCUACGGAGGAGGAGAGGAGAAAAGGAAGAGAAGGAGGAGAAAGAGAAGGCACCUGCCAACAAAAAGGAGGCUAAUGACAGUUGUGUGGAAGAGGAGCUCGGGCUAGUGGGCGCCUCGGCUGAGGACACUGAGGUGGAGUUUAUCCGCAAGAUCUGUGAUACUGAGUUAUUAGCUGAAGGGAACAUGUUGAGUGCAUUUUUGCCUUUGCUGGUGAAAGUUUGCAGCUCUCCAGGGAAAUAUUCCCACCCUCAGCUCACCACUGCUGCCUGCCUGGCUAUAUCUCAGUACAUGAUGAUCAGUCCUGCUGUUUGCAAAGACAACAUCCGGCUGCUGUUCACCGUGCUGGAAAAAUCCCCACUUCCUGUUGUCAGGGCCAACACAAUUGUUGCUCUUGGUGACCUAACAGUCCGCUUUCCCAACAUCCUGGAACCCUGGACGCCCAACCUUUAUGCCAGGUUGAGUGAUGAUAAUGCAUCUGUGCGGCUGACUGCCAUCAUGGUUUUGACCCAGCUGGUGCUGAAGGAUGUGAUGAAGGUCAAAGGUCAGGUCAGUGAGGUUGCAGUGCUUCUGCUGGACCCUGAGCCACACAUCGCCAGCCUCGCUCUCAACUUCUUCAACGAGCUCUCUGCGAAGGACAAUGCGAUUUACAACCUGCUGCCAGACAUCAUCAGCCGAUUAUCUGAUCCUGAACGUGGAAUGAAGGAGGAGGACUUCAACACCAUUAUGAAACAACUCUUCUCCUACAUCACUAAAGAGAGACAGACAGAGAGUUUAGUGGAGAAGCUCUGCCAACGAUUCAGAACUGCAAAGACUGAGCGUCAAUGGGCAGAUCUGGCCGUGUCUCUGUCCCUGUUGUCUGUGUGCGAGCGAGGAUUCAAAAAGCUGCAAGAGUGCUGGGACUGCUACAGUGAUAAACUCACUGAGCCUGGAGUCUAUCAGCCACUCCUGUCCAUUGCAGCCAAACUUCGUCGAAGAGCCAAAUCACAGUUCAAGGCGCAGGUUGAAGACUAUGAGAAGCGUUUGACAGCCGUUCACACUAAAGGGCUGGAGAAUGUGGAGAGCGAGGAGAAAGAACAGCAGAUGGGAGACACACAAAGUCAAAACAUGCAAACGCCGCAGCCACACAAGAGCGUGCGCAAAACCACACGAGGACGUGGCAAACCGAAGUUAAAUGACAGCGACCUCGUAACCCCAAGGAAAUCUUGCUCUCGUCCCAAACAUGCCAUCACCUUCACCAGUGAUGAAGAAGAGGAAGAGGAUGCUGUCAUGGCUGAGAGUGAGACGCCCAAAGUGACAACACCCAUCGCUCGCACGCGACGCACUCGUCUCAGACACUGAGCACUCUUUUUAAGAAUUUCCAGCUUUUUGAAAUACCUCUACCAUGUAAUUUGAUUUUAGACAGAUGAGGUCUGUGACUAUUUGUCAUUUUUAAAUGUUUAUUUUAGUUGCUGUCAAUAUGAUAUAUCUG
Messenger RNA from Sinocyclocheilus rhinocerous, 3331 nucleotides. Its product is annotated as condensin complex subunit 1-like. Gene Ontology annotation, cellular component: nucleus; condensin complex; condensed chromosome, centromeric region. Bases 1 to 3201 code for a protein of 1066 amino acids. Gene Ontology annotation, molecular function: histone binding. The record is from RefSeq and is a predicted model, not a curated record. Lineage: Eukaryota; Metazoa; Chordata; Actinopteri; Cypriniformes; Cyprinidae. Gene Ontology annotation, biological process: meiotic chromosome condensation; mitotic chromosome condensation; mitotic cell cycle. The transcript is spliced from 23 exons.